Messenger RNA from Centruroides sculpturatus (bark scorpion), 1074 nucleotides. RefSeq names its product fatty acyl-CoA reductase 1-like. Gene Ontology annotation, biological process: long-chain fatty-acyl-CoA metabolic process. The record is from RefSeq and is a predicted model, not a curated record. The transcript has 8 exons. Gene Ontology annotation, molecular function: alcohol-forming very long-chain fatty acyl-CoA reductase (NADP+) activity. The coding region runs from base 297 to 1061 and encodes 254 amino acids. Gene Ontology annotation, cellular component: peroxisome. NCBI's taxonomy places the organism in Eukaryota, Metazoa, Arthropoda, Arachnida, Scorpiones, Buthidae.
AUAUCGUUUAUCGUUAUAUUAAACUUGAAGUAUAUUGGAGAUAAAAUAUCAUCGACAACACGAAAAUUAGUGAAAGGAUAAUGUAAAAUUGGAAAAUUUAAGCACUUGAAUAAUAGAACACAAAAGGAGAGGAAAAAAAAGAAGAGAAAUGGAAAUUAUUUUUAAUUGCACAAACAAAAUAAAAUGUGAAAUUAACACGUGUUAACGAUGACAUCAUAAAAAGUAUUUGGCCAACGGGAGUUUAUUGCGGAACAAGUGGACAAGUUUGUCAUAACUUCAGGUGAACGCACAGAAUAAUGGCUUUCGAGAACAGUAUUGUGUCAGAGUUUUACAAUGACAAAUGCAUCUUUAUAACAGGUGCUACAGGUUUUAUGGGAAAAGUUAUGUUGGAGAAAUUAUUAAGAAGUUGCGAAGGUAUUAAAAAUAUUUAUGUUUUGAUGAGACAAAAGCGUGGAAAGAGUCCACAAGACAGGAUUGAAGAUCUGUUUAACUGCAAGGCAUUUAGUGUUUUAAGAGAAAAAAAUCCAGAUUCAUUUAAGAAAGUUAUUAUGGUAGCAGGUGAUAUUACCAGUCCAAAUCUAGGUCUUUGCCAAUCAGACAUUGAUUUACUUGCUGAAAAUGUGAAUAUUGUAUUCCAUUUGGCUGCUACUGUUCGAUUCGAUGAACCGUUGAAGCAAGCCAUGAAAAAAAAUGUACUUGGAACGCGUUAUACGCUUGACGUUUGCCAGAAAUUUCCACAUUUAAUGGCAUUGAUUCACGUGUCAACUGCUUACUGUCAUUGUGACAGAAAAGAGAUUGAAGAAACAAUAUAUCCAGCUUCAAUUAAUUUACAAAAAAUUAUAGAUAUUGUUGAUUGGAUGGAUGAAGAUACAAUAAAUGCAAUAACACCGAAAUUAAUUAGUGGAAGACCUAAUACAUAUACUUAUACUAAAGCAUUAGCUGAGAACCUUUUGGAAGAGGAAUGUGGACAAUUACCGGUAGCUAUUGUCAGACCUUCGAUUGUUUCUUCUUCUUGGAAGGAACCAUUUCCUGUAAGGCUUCAUUUAUUAUUUAUUUCUUAAGCAUAAGUUUGAA